This is a messenger RNA of Mobula hypostoma (lesser devil ray), 3378 nucleotides long. RefSeq names its product plasma kallikrein-like. Gene Ontology annotation, molecular function: protein binding; serine-type endopeptidase activity. The transcript is spliced from 23 exons. Gene Ontology annotation, biological process: proteolysis. The record is from RefSeq and is a predicted model, not a curated record. Lineage: Eukaryota; Metazoa; Chordata; Chondrichthyes; Myliobatiformes; Myliobatidae. Gene Ontology annotation, cellular component: extracellular region. The coding region runs from base 1 to 3126 and encodes 1041 amino acids.
AUGUUCGUCAUCAUCUUUGCAAGUGACAAUGAUGUCAUCCAGCUGGCUGUAAACACUGAUUUUCCUGGAAACGAUAUCAAGUCUGUCCUUGCUCCAGAUGUCCAGUAUUGUCAAAAAUUAUGCACUGAGCAUGAAAAUUGUCAGUUCUUCACCUAUUUGACAAGAAAUUGGAACACUGACGAACAAAGAUUUUAUUGUUAUCUUAAAAACAACGCAGAAGGGGAACCAUCAACUAUAACAGAGUUGCAGAAUGCUGUCGCAGGCUAUUCCCUGAAAAAAUGCAAGGCAUAUGACCCUUGUUUUAAAGACCUGUUUGUCAGCCUGGAUUUCCUAGGAGAUGACUUCCGUCAAUUUGUAGUAGACGAUGAAUACAGCUGCCAAAGAGAAUGUACAGAGGAGCCUGACUGUCAGUACUUCACCUUUGCAAACGGGUUAUUUCGCAACGCUCGGCAGCGUUAUAUUUGCUACCUCAAAAAGAGUGAACGAGGAACACCAUCUAAGAUAACAACUCUUGAGAACCUUGUAUCUGGACUUCCUUUAAGGGAAUGUGCAUUCAAGAAGUCAGUUUCAGAAUGUAGAAGAGAUCUUUCUGAAGACAUAGAUUUUCCUGGAAAUGAUAUCACCUGGGUCCUUGCACCUGAUGCAAAUGUCUGUCAACAGCUGUGCACUGAUCAUCCCCAAUGCUUAUUCUUCACAUUUUUGAAGAAAGAAUGGAGCACAGACCAUAGAAGAUUUUACUGUUACCUAAAGCAAACUGCAACUGGAGUAGUAUCAAGGACAACAAAGUUGCAAAACGUUGUAAGUGGAUUUUCCCUCAAACAGUGCACGAAUCUGAUCAGUCCUUGUUUUAAAGACCUGUUUGUCGGCCUGGAUUUCCCAGGAGAUGACUUCCGUCAGUUUGUAGUAGACGAUGAAUACAGCUGCCAAAGAGAAUGUACAGAGGAGCCUGACUGUCAGUACUUCACCUUUGCAAACGGGUUAUAUCGCAACGCUCGGCAGCGAUUUUACUGUUACCUAAAGCAAACUGCAACUGGAACAGUCUCAAGGACAACAAAGCUACUUAAUGUUGUCAGUGGGUUUUCCCUUAAACAGUGCAAGAAUCUGAAGAGUUCUUGCCAUGGAAACAUUUUUGAUGGCCUUGACUUUCCGGGGGAUGACUUCCAUCAGUCUGUAGUUGAGGAUGAACACAGUUGCCAGCGUAAAUGUACCGAGGAGCCUCGCUGUCAGUCUUUCACCUUUGUGAAAAAGGAGUUUCACAAUGAAGUACAGCGCUACAUUUGUUACCUUAAAAACAAUGGAAAAGGAACUCCAUCAAGAAUAACAGUUCUUUCGGAUGUUAUGUCGGGAUUCUCUUUAAGGAAUUGUGAGUUCAAUAACACAGGAUGUGUCCAUGAGCUGGCUGCGAACAUUGAUUUUCCUGGAAACGAUAUUGAGUCUGUUCUCGCCCCAGAUGUUAACUAUUGCCAAAAAUUGUGUACUGAGCAUAAAAAUUGUCAGUUUUUUACCUACUUGACAAGGGAUUGGAACACUGACCAAAGAAGAUAUUAUUGUUAUCUUAAAAUGAACAAAAAAGGGGACCCAACCCUUAAAACAGAGUUGCAGGAUGUUAUCUCAGGGUAUUCUUUGAAACCGUGCAACAUGUAUAACUCAUGUUUUGAAGACCUGUUUGUCGGCCUGGAUUUCCGAGGAGAUGACUUCCGUCAAUUUGUAGUAGACGAUGAAUAUAGCUGCCGAAGAGAAUGUACAGAGGAGCCUGACUGCCAGUACUUCACCUUUGCAAACGGGUUAUAUCGUAACACUCGGCAGCGUUAUAUUUGCUACCUCAAAAAGAGCAAGCGAGGAACACCAUCAACCAUAGCAACUCUUGAGAACGUUGUAUCUGGAUUUCCAUUAAGAGAAUGUGCGUUCAAUACUUUAGUUUCAGAAUGUAGAGGUGAUCUUUCUGAAGACGUAGAUUUCCCUGGAAAUGAUAUCGCCUGGGUCCUUGCACCUGAUGUGAGCUUCUGUCAAAAAGUAUGCACUUAUCACCCACUUUGUUUGUUCUUCACAUUUCUGAAGAGAGAAUGGAGCACUGACCAUAGGAGAUUUUAUUGUUAUUUAAAGGAGACUGCAUCUGGAAUACCAUCAAGGAUAACACCGUUACAAAACGUUGUGAGUGGGUAUUCCCUCAAAUGGUGCCAAAACCUGAUAAGUUCCUGUGAACCUGAUGCUUAUUAUAACAGAACAUUUGAAGGGAAAGUACUGCAAGUUAAACAAGUUGAGAGUUAUGGCCGCUGUCAGGAAAGUUGCGCAGACCACAGACAGUGCCAAUUUUUUACCUUUGAAGAAACCCACAAUCAGAAAAUGAACAGCUGCUAUUUACAAAAAUCUGAUUCUGGAAUACCAUCCAAAAUAGAUGAAUCUGUUGGAGCAAUCUCUGGCUUUUCUUCGAGGCUCUGUGCUUCGAACAAAAUUUGUAGGCAAGUCAAUCGACCAAGACCCCAUGUUUAUGGUGGACAUGUUUCUCUUCCUGGGGAAUGGCCAUGGCAAAUAUCUCUCCACCUUAACCAAAAGGGUAAAUUCAGACAUUCAUGUGGGGGAUCCAUUAUAUCUGAUCAUUGGAUUAUCACAGCUGCACACUGCUUUGAAAGUUCUGAGAAUCGCAAAAGGUGGAGAAUAUAUGCUGGUAUAACAACUUUGUCUGAUAUUACAAAUGAAACCCCUUUCUACGAAAUUGAAAAGAUAAUUAUUCAUGAAAAUUUCAACAGUGACACAGAAGAUUGCGAUAUUGCUCUCCUCAAACUCAAACAAGCCAUUGUCUUUAAUGAUUAUCAAAUGCCAAUAUGCCUUCCAGCUUCAGAAAAGCAAGUGCCUUCAGGAGGCCAAUGCUGGAUAACAGGUUGGGGAGAAACAAAGACAGACGGUCCUUUAGCAUGCAAACAUGAUGGAAGAUGGUAUUUGGUUGGAAUUACUAGCUGGAGCCAUGGAUGUGCUGAGGAAGGAAAACCUGGAGUAUAUACCCGUUUAUCAAAAUUCCGUGGUUGGGUGUACAGAGAAAUUUCAGAAGUAAGUUUCAAAAGUUUGCAUUCACUGCUGCCUUUUAAUUUUGUUUUGCAAUUCUUCAGUUUUGGCAAAAUAAUUUUGUAAGUUUAAACAUGUGAGGAGAUUUAAUAUAUUUCUUUAAAAUUCCAGCAUCAUCGAUAGAAGGCUGAAAAUCCCAGCUGGAAAUUACCUGGAAUUCUUGGUGAGAAAUAAUUUCCAUUGGAGGAGUUGGGUAUCAUAAAACAUGCCUUGUUUGUUGUAUGCAAGGGAAAAUAGACUUCCAAAAUAUAUUGAUGAUCUGCUUUGUUAUCCUGGAAAUGAUUGAAAGCCUUGAAAAAUAGUUUAAAAAGUUUUUUC